This is a messenger RNA of Anguilla anguilla (European eel), 8142 nucleotides long. It is a transcript of the gene pde10a, whose product is annotated as phosphodiesterase 10A. The record is from RefSeq and is a predicted model, not a curated record. The transcript is spliced from 22 exons. The coding region runs from base 2191 to 4467 and encodes 758 amino acids. Lineage: Eukaryota; Metazoa; Chordata; Actinopteri; Anguilliformes; Anguillidae. Gene Ontology annotation, biological process: negative regulation of receptor guanylyl cyclase signaling pathway; signal transduction. Gene Ontology annotation, molecular function: 3',5'-cGMP-stimulated cyclic-nucleotide phosphodiesterase activity; protein binding.
ACACACCGGCGCGUGCUGACGUCGAAAAUGCAUCAAACUGUCUGCCGCUUUUGCAGAAGCGGAUUCCUUCUUUAUGAGUCGUUUUUUAGAUCUAGAAGGAUGUCCUUUGGGAAUAAGGGAUAAAUUGACCAGCGAUCUGUGUAUUACACGAACGUUAAAAUGGUUGUUUAGGUCCUUUAAAUGUGUCUUUUUUCCAUUCAGAUAUUUGCAAGAAUGUGCUUGGCGACAGUGCCGCUGAGCAGUGGGCGGUUUCUGUCUAGCGUUCGUGUCUGAGUGCUGGCGAAACCCGCCGCAGUGACUUAGGUUGCACGUUUUUUUCUGUAAAACAACAACACGACUAAUGAACUUAAAUGAAGAGGUCAAUGUGUUUUACAAUUGCGCGUAAAUCUGGUAAACCUGUUCCUUGUGUUUGUGUGUAGUCAAAACUCGAGGGACUGUAGCUGCGAUUCGAUCCUCCCUCUUUUGUACUCUUCUCAUUAUUCCUUUCGGUGAGUCUCAAACGUCCUGCCUCAAUGCUAUAAAUACGGAGGAUGUCCAACCCUGAGAAAUUACUCUCAUCACGCCCCCUAACCCCCUUAACUACUGGGAAAACGCACAGAUCCGCAGACAGCAUUCACGUUUACAGCAGUUUGUCUCCGGAAAGCGGCUGGGCAUGUAGUUCCGCUUUUUUCGCAGCGACACCGAGGAACAGCAGUCGGGGAAGAGGCAACAGCAUCGCCGCGCACUCCGCAAUUCCCCGUCUCCCUCCUUCUCUGUACUCCUCGCUAUCCCCUCCGACAUCCACCUCUUCAACGCGCAAACUUACUGGGCUGCCACGACGGGGAGGUGGUGGAUCGGUGUUUAGCAAUAGCGAGGCAAGUAGGGGCGGACAGCUUUGGACAUCGUACUCAGCACGCUCCUUUCACGGCUCUCCUCCCGACUUUCACGGACUGAACAGACCUCAUCCGCACGCGUUCUGGUUGAAUCAUUUCCUUAACAGCGGGACUGCUUAUAGUCGGAGUUACCACAGAGGCGCGCUUUUCUCUGUUGCUUCUCCCUCUCCGCGCUUGGAGCCAGACAUGGAAGAUGGUCCGCCUUCAACAAGCUGUUUCAGAAGGCUUACGGACUGUUUCCUUGGCACAAGUCUCACGGACGAGAAGGUCAAGGCAUACCUCUCUCUGCACCCUCAGAUGCUGGAGGAGUUUGUGUCGGAGAGCGUGAGCGCAGAGACGAUCAGCAAAUGGCUGCAGAGGAAGAACAGCAGCAGGAUCAGUGAUGAUUCCUCCUCAAAAGAAGUCAGCAGGAGAACUGACACAAAGCUUUACAGAGUAACAGAAGGAACACUAGCCUGCAUAAGGUAGGCAGUGGUAAGGUUACUCUAUGCUGAAAUAGCAGUGUGUGGUUGGGUUUUUGUGUGCUGCAGACCUUGCAAGCAGAGUGAGGCGCAAAGGAUUAUGGGGAAGAGGGGAGGGGCUAGGGGUGUGUACCAGGGGGCCCCUCAGUGCGUCAUUCAUACGUCUGGAAAAACAGGAUGUGGAUGGAUCGCGUCCCCGGAGGUCGUCCUAAUAUGCCUCUUGCCCACCGUCCCUUACUGACCCCUUCCAGGAGAAAAAGAAAGGGAGGGAGAGAGAGAAAGAGAAAGACAAAGAGAGAAAGAAAGAGAAUGAGGGAGAGACACAGACACAGUCCAUUUCUGUGUCUGCUCUCUCUCUCCCUCCCUCUCUCCCUCCCCCUCUCACUCUCUCUGUCUCUCUCUCUCUCUCUCUGCUCACAGGGCCCAGUGUUAUGUAAUAAUAUUCUUGCGCAGAUUUCUGGCAGUUGUAGUGAGAGUUGCAGAGUGGUUAUGGCCUCUCUGUGGGUGUCAGUGUGCCGGUUGGGCCCUGGUGUAUAAUUUGGCAGGAGCAAGGGGUGAAGGGAGUAGGUCGGAGUUGAAUAAACCAAUGCAUGGACCAUUUCCCAGAAUGCCAGAGAAAGACUUCAGAAAAGACCAAUAGUAGAAGGAAAGAAGCCAAGGCUGUGUGCCCGCAGCUUAUGUUUGUUUGCCACACUGGCUGCAUGUCAACAGUGCAGUCAAUUGGCAUUCUGGUGUUUCAGCUGAAAACUUGGCUUCUGCUUGUGUGGAUUUGAUUUGGGUCCUGUUGAGACAUGGCAUGUACUGUUUUUCAUAUGAAUGCUUUUUUUUUUUUUCCUACGCCUUAAUUGGGUUGGGAAAUGCAUCACCGUGGCAAUGCCGGAGCAGGAAGGGGUCCAUCUCCUGGUAACCGUGUGGGGUUGUGUGACGUCCACGAGUUCGGCGACUUGCAUGGUGUGUUUCUCUCUUGUGUCCAGCAGUACCAGGACAGCAAUAUGCAGGGCGUGGUGUACGAGCUCAACAGCUACAUGGAGCAGCGUCUGGACACUGGAGGGGACAACAAGCUCCUGCUCUACGAGUUGUGCAACAUCAUCAAAACUGCCACGAAAGCCGAUGGAUUUGCACUUUAUUUUCUUGGAGAAUGCAACAAUAGUUUAUGUUUGUUCACCCCGACUGGAGCAAAGGAGGGGCUUCCAGGCCUCAUCCCCUCUGGCCCCAUCGCGUUUGGUACCACCAUCGCCGCCCACGUCGCCAAGACGCGCAAAACACUGCUGGUGGAGGACAUCCUGGGGGACGAGCGCUUCCCCCACGGCACAGGGCAGGACUCAGGGAGCCGCGUUCAUUCUGUUCUGUGUCUACCCAUCCUCACCGCCAUCGGAGAUCUCAUCGCCAUCCUGGAGCUCCACCGCCAGUGGGGCCGGGAGCCCUUCAACCUCAGCCACCAGGAGGUUGCCACGGCAAAUUUAGCAUGGGCCUCUGUGGCCAUUCAUCAAGUGCAGGUAUGCAGGGGCCUGGCCAAACAGACUGAACUCAAUGACUUCCUGUUGGAUGUUUCAAAAACCUACUUCGAUAACAUCGUGGCAAUAGAUUCACUACUUGAACAUAUUAUGAUAUAUGCAAAAAACCUGGUGAACGCAGACAGAUGUGCGCUCUUCCAGGUGGACCACAAUAACAAGGAGCUGUACUCGGACCUGUUCGACAUCGGGGAGGAAAAUGAAGGAAAACCCGUCUUUAGGAAGACCAAAGAAAUCAGGUUUUCUAUAGAUAAAGGAAUAGCGGGGCAGGUGGCCAGAACGGGAGAGGUUCUGAAUAUUCCAGAUGCCUAUGCAGACCCUCGCUUCAACAGAGAUGUGGACCUGUACACUGGCUACACCACCCGGAACAUUCUAUGCAUGCCUAUCGUGAGCCGGGGGACCGUAAUAGGUGUCGUACAGAUGGUGAACAAACUCAGCGGAAGUGCCUUCACUAAAACGGACGAAAACAACUUCAAAAUGUUUGCUGUCUUUUGUGCACUGGCCUUGCACUGUGCAAACAUGUACCACCGGAUCAGACAUUCGGAGUGCAUCUACAGAGUGACCAUGGAGAAGCUUUCCUACCACAGCAUCUGCACCUCAGAAGAGUGGAAGACCCUCACCCAUCUGUCCCUGCCUGCCCCCAUGUACAAGGAGAUAGAGAUGUUCCAUUUUGACAUAAGUCCAUUCGAGGAGCUCUGGCCAGCUGUCUUUGUGUACAUGGUCCACAGCGCCUGUGGGAAAAACAGUUUUGAGCUGGAGAAGCUGUGCCGCUUCACCAUGUCGGUGCGGAAGAACUACCGGCGAGUUCCGUACCACAAUUGGAAGCACGCGGUGACGGUGGUGCACUGCAUGUAUGCCAUCCUGCAGAAGACCCCUGGGAUGUUCACCGAUCUGGAGAAGAAGGGCCUGCUGGUGGCUUGUCUGUGCCAUGACCUGGACCAUAGGGGCUACAGCAACAGCUACUUGCAGAAGUUCGACCACCCACUGGCUGCCCUGUACUCAACGUCCACCAUGGAGCAACACCACUUCUCCCAGACUGUGUCCAUCCUGCAGCUGGAAGGGCACAAUAUUUUCUCCAACCUGACCUCCGGUGAGUAUGAGCAGGUGCUGGAGAUCAUCCGCAAGGCCAUCAUCGCCACCGACCUGGCCCUGUACUUCGGCAACCGCAAGCAGCUGGUGGAGCUGCAGACCACGGGGGCGCUGGACUUCAACAAUCACGCGCACAGGGACCGUGUGAUUGGUCUGAUGAUGACUGCUUGUGACCUCUGUUCCGUCACCAAGCUGUGGUCGGUCACAAAAGUCACGGCCAACGACAUCUAUGCUGAGUUCUGGGCCGAGGGAGACGAGAUGAAGAAAAUAGGCAUACAGCCGAUUCCUAUGAUGGACCGGGACAAGAAAGACGAGGUUCCCCAGGGCCAGGUGGGGUUCUACAACGCCGUGGCGAUACCCUGCUACACCACUCUGUCUGAGCUCUUUCCCCCCUCCGCCCCCCUCCUGAAAGCCUGCAGGGAGAACCUGAACCAAUGGGAGGGGAUCGUGAAAGGAGAGACGACGUGGGCUCCGCCCCCCACCCCCGAGCCAGCCGAGCCCGAAGACACGGGCCCCGUGAGGGUGGAUAACUGACUGGCGCUGGGGCCGCAGCUGCCGCACCCGGCCAGCCCGCGACCCAAGCCCAGAUCGAGACUGUGGAUUUCCUGUUUGAAUGUCCCACUUCCUGUGGUGGCAGGAAGUGGCGGGUGGCACGAGCAGGGAAGGUGAUUUUUUUCACACAGAGGACAUUUUUAAAAACCAUACAGUUACCUCAAUGGAGCGAGCGAUGGAGGGUUGUGGACGUGGACAGUUUCACCGUGACUCAUGACUGUGCGAGGAGGCUUGCGGGCCGGAGAGCCAAUCACCUGAGAGGCCCAGACUGCCUGGGCUCGCCCCCGGCAGGGUGCAGUUGUUUUAGCGUGUUUUAUUUUUCUGCUGUCAUCGUCGUCGUCGUUUGAUGUCGUUAUGAUUGUUUUUACUUUUUUUUCUUGGGCUUUGAUUUGAUCGUUUUUUUUGCUGAGGCCUUAAAUCUGAGCCCUUUGCACAGCAGAACAUUUGAAAUCUGACUGUAAAAAAAAACUCAAAGGGUUUGGCUUGUUAUGAAAUGGUACCUUUUCUGUUUUGUUUUUUUGUUUUUUUUUUCCUACUGUGGUCGACUUGUAACGUGCGAAGCUAUAGGGGAGAGGCACAGAAUGUUUAGCUUUAGCCAAGAUGCACAUUAAGGCCAUCUCACCGCUGUGGUUUCUGUGUUGCUGAGAGGAAAAGAAGAAUCUUUAACAGUAAUAUACUUGAAUGAAAUACAGCCUAUUUUAGCUACAGAUGGCAAAAAAAACAAAACAAAAUAAUAACAUAGAAAUCCCCCAGCAACCCCUGUGCCAGACACAGGGAGGGAUGUGGGGCAGUGUCUGAUACCUAGGUUCCCCCCGGAGUCCCGCGAGAGAGUCAUGGUGAUCCCCCCCCAAAAUUGCAACUUCACCCCCCCACCCCCCCCACCCCCCCGCUUCCGCCAGGCCUGCCGCCGCUGGCCGGCUUUCGCUCGCCUGGUUACAGGUAUACACAGAGACUUAUGACCCGCGGCAGUGCCGGCACAGGUGAAGGGUGAAGGAGGGCGUGCCCAGUUCCGGUAGCACUGAGAGAGUGAGGGCGGCCAGCCCCGGGCCUGGAGAGCUGUAGGGUCCGCAGGUAAGCAGUCAGUUACGCAGUCAUCUUACCUCAUCUGGUUUCUUGUGUCUGAACUGGUUGCUGAAAGAUGUACCCCAUGACCCUCCAGGACCAGUGUGGGUCCCCCUGCACCAUAGAGGUGAAUAAAUAAUGGGGGCAGAUGGUCUGUAGACUGUUAUUCUGUAGGUGAUUGAACAGCAAGAACGUGGGUUUCAUUUCAGCUCACCUCUGAUCAUAACUCAUAAGUCACUUCUUUAUGAAAAUGGUAGUGAUCACAAUGUAUUUUACGUAAGCAAUUAAUAUCCAUGAAUGCGUUUUUGCUUUAAAUAUGUAAACAUCAAAGCCUGGGGGUUUUUAUUACUCUAUCUGGCUUGUUCCGCGAUUCCAAAAAAAAAAUACCCCCCCCGCCCAGCCCCCCUCCCCCCCUUUAUGUAGUAUUAAUGUUGCCCAGUGAAAUGAAGCUGAUGCUCUAUUAGAUUUGAGGUUUGGGCAGGUUCGAGCCAAACCCUGCCACAUUUAUUGCCAAGGGCAGAGGAGGAUAGUUUUUGAUUUUCAUUCCAAAUAAUUAAAAUGGCACCAUCUUUGUUUGGUGGCUAGUGGAUGACCAAUGCUAGGCUAGGCUAGGCUAGGCUAUACAGUGUCCAUCACUCUCUUACUUGUUCACGCCUUCCAAAUAGGAGUCCCUCGAGCCCCCCAGAUAGACACACACACACUCUCUCUCACACACACACACACACUCUCUCUCUCUCUCACACACACACACACACACACACACUCUCUGUCACACACACACACAUGUACAGAUUACUGUGGAGGAUGUCUACUGUGCAGGUAAAGUCUGCUGUAAUGUUGUAGCAACAUUCCAGGCCCCCCCAGAACAGGACCGUACCGGCCUUGUGCACUGGGGGCCAUGAAAUGCAGUGAGUUUAUUUGUGACUGGAGGCACAGAUACUGUAUUCAGUUUGGCCUGUUCGCUGUUAAAACAAAACAAAAAAAAACACAUUACUUGACCUGGAUUUCUGUGAUCGAAUUCAGGAGUCAGGCUCGUCACUCGUAUCUCGGAUUGGAUACACGUCCGCGUACAUGCUCCAUCCAUUAUAGGCCGUCCACAUGCCCCUCCCACGUCCGUCAUAUGAGCCAGGAUCUAGAAAAUGGUUUCAUGGGAGCUUAGCCAUCAUAAAAAGGAACUUAUACAAUUCUAACAUUGUCUUUGGUAGAUGUUAGAUCGAUUGAAAUAAUAAAAAAAAUAAGGGCUUUUUAAUAGUCAGCCUUUACCAAUGUGUGUUGUUAUUGUGAGGUUAACUUAGAAUCCAAAAAAGAAAAAUAUUUGCCUGCUUAAAAUGAAGUCCGUGCGGUUGCCACAUAAUGUACCUGACAUGAAUCGAUGUUUGUUUGCUCCCUUACAAACAUUUUUCAUAGGACUACUGAACUGAUUUGGCAGGUGGGGCUAGUCCCACUUUUUAAUUACCUAAUUAGGAAUUUGGGGCCAUGUUCACUCCCCUGUGUGGUAUCCUUUCUGGUGUAUAAUUAGGAAGUCCAGCCGUACGUUUCACCAUGAAAACCGUUCAUGCUCCUGGAAGUGUUUCUCCGCUCCCCCAGCACAGCUCUAGAGUCUGGGACAACGAAGGUACGAGCGACCAUGUCUGGUGUAGGUAUGCUGGGGACCAAGGUGUGAAGGUUCAUUGUGACGAAUGUUGUUCUGUUGAAAUGCUUGCUGAUGAAUUGCAUUGUGGGAGGUGGUGAAACCUGAAGGGUUGUGCUUUCUGAUAUCAGUUACUCUGCCUUGUGUUACCUUUUUUUAAAAAAAAGAAACUGCUUCCAGAAGCUCUCUAUAGUCUGCCCUGUAUUCACUGAGUAGCACUCAGAAAAGGUGUAUAUUGGUCUCCAUGUUCUAAGCCACUGUUUCUUAAACUGUGGGUUGGGACCCAAAAUGGGUCUCGGGAGUAUAUGAGAUGGGUCUGCAGUCCAUGAGGCUGUGCUAGUAUGUGUAUUUGGCAGGUCCCUGAAAGGUACAAAUUUCAAAUUUGGGUCCCAAUGCUAAAAAAAAAGGUUUGAGAACCAGUGUUCUAAGCUGCCAUGGAGAAAGUUGGCUGUACACUGUACUAUGGUGCUAAUUUAGGAUGGCAGUCUUGCACUUUCUGACUCCGUUUCCCCCCCACCCCCCACUUCCACACAAGCCCCUCCCCAGCUCCACUCACUCUGUGGUCUAAACAGCUCAACGUUGUGUGUCCCACAGCCUCACCCCCCCCCCCCCCCCCCCCUCCUCCCCCCAUCCCGACCCAAACCCCUGGCAAAGCCUGCUUGUUUGCCACACAUUUGCACCCCUCAUCUGCACUACGUCUAGCUACUUAUUAUCAUUAUUAAUGAUUAUUAUUAUUAUUAUUGGUAUUAUUUUCUUAAUUAGAAUUGAAUUUAAAUUAACUUAUAUUUUUUAUACAAAAAUAAUACAUUUUGGCCUUUUUGUUUUGUACAAAGUGUACGAUAUGAGAAACACAGAAUGGUCAUCUAGACUUGUUGCGUACUGCUGCCCAGGAUUAAUGAGCUGAUGUCUCAACUGUAAAUGUAAGAACAUCACAACUACUUUUAUUAAAUAUUUCUCAAAAUUCA